Camelus dromedarius (Arabian camel) is the source of this 2873-nucleotide messenger RNA. It is a transcript of the gene ARL14EP, whose product is annotated as ADP ribosylation factor like GTPase 14 effector protein. The record is from RefSeq and is a predicted model, not a curated record. The transcript has 4 exons. Gene Ontology annotation, cellular component: intracellular membrane-bounded organelle. Lineage: Eukaryota; Metazoa; Chordata; Mammalia; Artiodactyla; Camelidae. The coding region runs from base 232 to 1014 and encodes 260 amino acids.
GCUCUAGGCUUCUCUCGGGCCUCUCUUCAUGAUAGCGCGGAGCCUCUCUAGCCUCGCCCGCCGCCCUCUCGGUGGUAGCGCGGGGAAGAGCUGAAAAGCCGGCGGCCCGAACCGCGCUGCGAGGCUGCGAGUGCGGCCCGAACCACCCUCCCGGCGGAGGAGUGCCGACGCUAAGGGAGAUCAGCAUAUAACCUACUGGAGAAAGAUCUCUAGACAAAAAUCCAAAAAAGAAUGAUGGAUCCGUGUUCGGUGGGAGUCCAGCUUCGUACCACAAAUGAGUGCCAUAAAACCUACUAUACUCGUCACACAGGUUUCAAGACUUUGCAAGAAUUGUCAUCAAAUGACAUGCUUUUACUUCAACUUAGAACUGGAAUGACACUUUCUGGAAACAAUACAAUUUGCUUCCAUCAUGCAAAAAUUUACAUUGACAGAUUUGAGGAUUUGCAGAAGUCAUGUUGUGACCCAUUUAACAUACACAAAAAACUAGCCAAAAAAAAUUUGCAUGUAAUUGACUUAGAUGAUGCCACUUUUCUGAGUGCAAAAUUUGGAAGACAGCUUGUACCUGGUUGGAAGCUUUGUCCAAAAUGUACACAGAUAAUCAAUGGAAGUGUGGAUGUUGAUUCUGAAGACCGGCAGAGAAGAAAAGCUGAUUCAGAUGGAAGAACUGCUAAAGCUUUGAGGUCAUUACAAUUUGCAAACCCAGGAAAGCAAACUGAAUUUGCUCCAGAAACUGGUAAAAGAGAAAAAAGAAGGCUUACAAAAAAUGCGCCUGCUGGUUCAGACAGACAAGUGAUCCCAGCAAAGAGUAAGGUCUAUGAUAGCCAGGGCCUCCUGAUUUUCAGUGGAAUGGACCUCUGUGACUGCCUGGAUGAAGACUGCUUAGGGUGUUUCUAUGCUUGUCCUGCCUGUGGUUCUACCAAAUGUGGAGCCGAAUGCCGCUGUGACCGCAAGUGGCUGUAUGAGCAAAUUGAAAUUGAAGGAGGAGAAAUAAUUCACAACAAACAUGCUGGAUAAUUUGUGGUAUCAAAUUAUAGGAUCUUUAAAGGUCUAUUCUCUAGUUCUAGAAUUCUGUCAUUUUUAAGAUGCAUUUUAAAGUUGAUUGCCAAAUGACAAAAAUUUGAAAACCAUCUCAGCAUACACUCAGCAUGCACUGAACAGUUGCUUUCAAGGUGCUUUAAGAUUCAUUAUUCGAUGUAAAUUUAGAUAGACUGUUUAUUACUCAGCAGUCAGCUUUAAGCCCGUCUGGGUCAGUAUAAAUAAGCAGGGUGUAGGGAGUCCUCCAUUAGCACAAUUCACAAUUCCCAUGUCCACAAAUUUCAAUGACAAUGAAUUAGUUAAAUAAACCAGUCCCCUAACAACACAGUUCAAAUUUCAGUUGCCAUAGUAUGUUAACUGAGUAGUUUCGUAAAGUACACACUUCCCUGCUAGCUCUUAAGUCCACAGAUCACCAUGUGAGUAACGUGCUUCGUGAUCAGUAACCAGUCACGUUACUUCUCUCGGAUUCUGCUCAUGACUAGUGACUGCACAUCUGUUACUCAGUUCCCUCACAGACAGCAAAGCCCUUAGUUGUGUUGUCUCCUUGUCCCCCCCGUGGCGUUUUUGACCAAAUGGAUAGAAGAAUUGGCCAGCAAAGAUGAAAGUGCAGUGAAGAAAUGAAAGUGCUGAUGCUAGAAGUGAGAUCUGAACUGAACGCAGUUGAAGUAGUGGAAAGAUCACUGAUCACAGGCAUGCUAACCCUGCUGCUUUUCUGGAGCCUCUAAGUAGGCAGCUGGGGGAACUUAGAGAAGGCAGACUUACCGUAAACGAGGAAGAAUGUGAUGAAAAGGCUGAACGUGCCCCAGAGAAGGUGACAGUAACAAAUCCCACAUAAAAGGAAAUUACAGAGCUACUUCAACAUUGAAAGCACAAAUAAUAAAAUGGGGGAAGCUAAUCUAAACUUAAAGGAGUAUGACAGAUUGCAAUGGUAUAGGAAAAAUGCUUGCCUGUUAUCAUGAGUUACUUAACAAAAAGGCGCAAGUCCUGUCAAAGUACUCUUGAUUAGUUUUUUAACAAUGAAAUAACUGUCUAAUGUUUUAAAUUACAGUGUACUAAGUACUUUUGUUUUUACAACUUUUUAAUUUUCUUUUACAUUUAUAACUGACAGUUUUUAAUAUAUUGACAGAUUUUUCAAGGUCACAGAACAAUAAUAAUUAUUUUCCCCAUUAAUUUAGAUUGCUUUGAAUGGUCCCACACUACUGUCCAUGCAAGGCAAGGACUGCCUACAGGUGAGGACAGUGCCCACUUUAGGAAAAAUUAAUCAACACUAUAAACCUUUCAUUGUUUAGACCUUGCAUUCUUGGUGGAAAUUUGUUUUUGGUGGCAAAAAUCUUAUUCUGUGUAUAAGGAGACAUAUAUCUUUUAAGUUUAAUAAGAUGUUGACUAGGAGUAAAAGGACUAAAAACAGCUCCUUAAUGAAGUAAUAUGAAGAAAGGUGGAGAAACACUGGUUGAGACAGAGUAUAAACUAUCUGGAAAUGAAUUCUUGAUGUUGGUAUUUGUGUGAGUACCCUUUGAAGGAUGAGGGUGAAUGAUAACUUUCGCUGCUCUUUUCUUUUUUUUUUAAAGACAGCUACCUGCCAGUCUGUCUAAAAUCUUUUUAUCAUCUAGGGACAUGGCCCCUAAACUAGGAUUUUGUUUUGUUUUCCCUAAAUAUAGUACUUUAGUUUAAUCACAUGAGCUUUUAGCAAUUUGAAAUACUUUCCAGUUUGAUUGAAUUAACCAAUAGAGGUUUAUUUGUACUCCUGUAUACUUUUGGUAUCUGUUUAAAAUGACUGGUUUUACUUUGAUGGAAUGCCAUCUUCAGCCAUGGAAUUAAAUGUCAUUUUUAAGUUAUAA